AACAAGGUCUGAGAAGCAGCUUUGUUAUUUUGUGCUUUUAUCUGGGGUCAGCGCAACACAUGAAAUAAUCCAGGAACUAUUAAAUUAAUAGCUGCUGCUGAGGAAAGUCAUUCAAAGAAAACUGUAACUUACUGAAUGCCAGAACUGCCUUUGAGUGAAACAUCUAUAACCAAAAUAAUACAGAUAUAUAUUUUUUACUUGUACAGUACAUUUUAAUCUAUUUUUUAAUUUGCCUGGUGACAGUCCUGGGCUCUCUGGUGCAAGACUCACACUGUGCCUUAAAGCUAGUAAAUAUUUAUUAAUGUCUUUAUUUUGAUCAAGGAACCUAUAGUACCGGUAUUUACCCUUUUCUCUUUGAAAAUGUCUCUGUCUAUAUGUUCCACUGGGACAGAUAUGUUCUGCAAUGAUCCAGAACACUGUAGGAUUAUAUUCCCAGAUGCAGACUGGGAGGAGGCUGCUACACUGAACCCCAAAAGCGCCUUAAAAGCCGGAUUAGAUGCCAACGCACGAAAAAAAUACUCAUUUGCAAAAAAGAAGGUAAGUGCUUGAGCGAGCAAUAGCUUAUUAAAAUUAACCAUUAAUCAGUUGCAUUUUGUUGUAUGUUAAUUUAGAAAUGAAAGAAAUUAAUGAUUGUUUUAAAUGGAUUGUCUAGUGUUCAUUUCACCCUAAAUAUGUUUUAAUGCAUUUUAUAUGUGUGUAUAUAUAUAUAUAUAUAUAUAUAUAUAUAUAUAUAUAUAUAAUGCAUUGAAUAAAUAUUGUAAAAUAUGAAAUUUAAAAUAAAGAAACGUGUUACUUAGUGGGUCUCCCACACAAGGACGAUAUAUUCUAGGGUGGUCUCAUUCUGACCUAUUGGGUUGUUUUUAUCUAAUAAAUCCCUACACAAAGACUACUACCCAAAGAGUAAUUUCAAUCAACAUAUAAGGUUAUUGGAACUUCUCAAUACACUGAUAGCAGGCACAUAGUGGCAAGUAUUUAUUUAAACACAACAUAGUUUACUAUUUAGUGAUUUGGCUGUCUUAUACAAUUCUGAAAGCUGAAGACCACCAGAAGAAGGAAGACCCUUCCCUAAUGUGUUCAGCAUGCUCAUGCCAUAUGCAGAUUAGGGAGAAAAUAGACAAUGGCAGACCAGUACUCAAUUUUUUUGUGCUGCCUUGUAGUGACAGCAAUACAAGUCAGAUGACCCAUCAAAAUAUGAACAAAAUUGAUUUUGCUAACGCGGAAGUGCAAAUCUAACAUUGGCAUUUAUGUAGAGUGUUGGCAGGGUCAUGGGUGACUCAAAACUGAAAAAUAUUGCCUUAAGCACGAUUGGCAUGCAGUGAUUAUUGUAUCUCAAGUAACAUUUAACAAAUUAAUCUUGGAUGUGGAGCAUUAAUUUAAACACUGCUUUUUAAAUCAGAUCACACGUAUAAAAUAGAUUUCUUGUAUAUGGGUUUCUCUGGAGAAUCUAUUACAAGCAAUUACUGCUACUGUGUUCAUUUUCUUGUGUAUUUUGAAUUAAGUAUUCAAUUCCCAUUAAGCUACUUUCAAAAGGUCAAAAAAGCAACACUAUUCUUCAUCUGCAGGCAUUUGCUCUUUUUGUCAAAGAAUUGCAGCAAGUUCCUGAUUUGGUUCAAUCUGGCUAUAGGAACGAGACUCGGUGGAGAUGCUGUGAGCUGGAGUUUACGCACCAGGCAGCAGUACACAAACAUGUUGCUGCUCAGCAUGAUAAUGACAUCUUACAAAGAACUGAAAGUGUUCUAGAAGAACUUAUUAGAACUGAAGCUUCCACCGCCGUGCCAUGUACUGACCUCUUCGAUAAUAUAUGUUCUUCAAGGGACAUUUCCUGCUACAAAUGUGAGAUUUCCAACUGGUUGCCAGACACAAGUCAUUUCAGCCAAGAUGACCUGACAAGGUAAAGCAGACAGUUACAUUUCCUGCAAAGUAAUGUAGACAUGAUUGUAAGACUCAUUAGAAAGCUCAUGUAAACGUUAUAAUGUUUGCAGAAAGCACAAUACUAUUCUUUUUUUUUUUUUUGCAUAGGAUUAUUAUAAAUUGUUAAAGGCUUACUCCAACCAUCAUGAUCACUUCAUGUAAUUUGAAGUGGUCAUGGUGGUAGGAGCCAGUAAGUGCAAAUUGUGAGCUUGAAAAACUGCACAUGCAGAGUUAUUGUUAAUUGUGUGCUAGGGCUGAUUGCACCCUCAGCACACGUGACAUUGGCAGUCCUUGAUUCUGGGUUGCCAAUGUAAAUUCUGUCCAUAAAAAAUGUCUCUCAUCUGUGUGCACUGCACGCUACCGACAGGCAUAAAAAUCUUCCCCUUGCAGGCAGAGCGCGUGCAGACAGAUCCCCUCCUGCCUCUUUCCAUAGCAGUUUGUUUUGUUUCUUUGUCCUUUCCACUCCCCCCUUCCACUCUUUUUUUCCAAUCACAGGCUUCUCCAAUAGGGCACCAAAACAUUUAACUUAAUUAAGCAGUUUUGGUGAAUAUAUAAUUCCACUGCAGUCUCACUGCUCAACAGUUUGCCAUUUAAAUCACUUUGUACGUGCAGCCUUAGCUACACCUUCCUAGCCGUAACAAAAAUGUGCGGAUUAAAGGGACACUACAGGCACCCAGACCACUUCACCUCAUUGAAGUGGUCUGGGGGCAAUGUCCCAGUCCCCCUUAGUCCUGCAAUGUCAAUUGCAUUGCAGGACUAAGACUGCCUCUAGUGGUUGUCUUGUUUAGUCUUUAAGUUAGGCCGCUUGGUUAAACUAGGGCAAAAUGGUUUAUUUUUCUUCGUAGUAAACAUUUAAGAAACCUUAUACUUCUGCUUUUGUUUUGCCUUACAGCGAACCAGGUGAAGUGCUCUUAUAUUACUGCUACUGUGAAGUAACAGACCCUCAGUGGGUCUGCAACUGGCAAAGGGCUUUGUGUCAGCUUCUGCAUCUCACAGGCAAGGUAAGUGAGUGUUAAACAAUCUAAUCAAAGUGUUAUAUUCUUUAUCCACAAUGUACACUUUCAUUUAUGUAAAAAGAUGCAGAAGAGUGCAGAUUUGUCUUCUUUUUCUUUUUAUGGGCUUUAAUUACUAUAUCCACCUUCAGUGCUCAGUAUGCUAAAUGCUUCUUUUUCUCCUUUCCCUGCUCACUAUGCUGCAUGUUAUUAUUUCUCCAUCUCCAUCUCUAGCGCACUGCGCAGCAUGCUACCAUUUAUCCAUCUCUACCUUACUGCAUGCUGCCAUUUCCCAAUCUCCAGCUCACUGCGCAGCAUGCUACCAUUUCCUAUUCUCCAGCUCACUGCGCAGCAUGCUACCAUUUACUAUCCUCCAGCUCACUGCGCAGCAUGCUACCAUUUCCUAUUCUCCAGCUUACUGCGCAACAUGCUACCAUUUCCUAUUCUCCAGCUCACUGCGCAGCAUGCUACCAUUUCCUAUUCUCCAGCUCACUGCGCAGCAUGCUACCAUUUCCUAUUCUCCAGCUCACUGCGCAGCAUGCUACCAUUUACUAUCCUCCAGCUCACUGCGCAGCAUGCUACCAUUUCCUAUUCUCCAGCUUACUGCGCAACAUGCUACCAUUUCCUAUUCUCCAGCUCACUGCGCAGCAUGCUACCAUUUCCUAUUCUCCAGCUCACUGCGCAGCAUGCUACCAUUUUCCAUUCUCCAGCUCACUGCGCAGCAUGCUACCAUUUCCUAUUCUCCAGCUCACUGCGCAGCAUGCUACCAUUUCCCAUUCUCCAGCUCACUGCGCGGCAUGCUACCAUUUUCCAUUCUCCAGCUCACUGUGCAGCAUGCUACCAUUUCCUAUUCUCUGAAAUAUGAGUAAUAUAGAAGAAAUCCUUAAAGGAUCACUAUAGGCGCCCAAACCACUUAAUCUCAUUAUGAGGUCUGGGUGUCAUGUGCACCCUUAGCCCCCUUCUACAGGAAUGACAAUAUUUUCUUUACAGGAUUAACUUGCAUCUGUUAGCUGUCAUAUGAUAGCCCUUAGAGGCUCUUCUGUAAAAUAGCAGUGUAAAACUGUUCUGUUAAUCAGAUGGCCUCAGAGAGACCAUCUGAUUGGUGUAGCACAAUGUUUUGCUGUGCAUGUGCACUAGCCUCCCAAUACCUUCCCAUGGAAAGCAGUAAAUUGGCUGAGAUCACUGAUCUCGUUGAUUUCAGGCAAAGAGGUAAAGCUUGAGUAAGGAGACCCUUGCUAGUCGGAAUAAAAGACUCACCAUUUUAACCCUGGCAGCGCUGGCCCUGCCUUUAAACAGUGACUAGGACUCUAUAGCUUUAGAAAUAUAUAUUUGUACUCCUAACACUAUAGUGGUCCUUUAGGGAAAAAUUUUGUUUUAUUAUUUAUGUAAAAUACCUGAUAUAUCUUUUAUUUGUAUAUAUUAUUGCCCUCUAUUAUAUAUGUUGGGAGAAAGCCCAUAUACUGCACCAAGUUUCUCUACUCUGGUUCCCUGACAAUAUUCAAAUGGUACAAUAGUUUAAGUCAGCACUGCCUUAUAUGAUUAUCUUAUCUAAUAUAUGUUAUCUUUGCCUCCUAGAUCCGCAUUGCUACAGAAGGAGUAAAUGGAACAGUGGGAGGAAGCAAGUUAUCUACCAAGCUUUACAUCAAUGCUAUGCUGUCUCUUCCUUUAUUUAAGAAUAUCAUGUCCUUGGAAGAUUUCAAGGUAAGUUGGAGGUUUUUAAUAGUGCUAGCCUGUGCUGAUUUUCAAAAUGUUUUUCUAGUAGAGUCACCUUUUCCUGACGUAGGCUGUAAAUAUUUGUUACAAAUAUGGAUUAUUAAAACAAAUGCAUACAAAGUAUUAAAGGAACACUAUAUAUUUCUGACACUAUACUGUAAGAAUCACUAUUUAGCCCCCCUGCCCUCCACUUGUUCCCUUUAAAUAUAGUAAAAACCCACUUUUAUUCCAACGCAGCACGGGCCCACUGACGCUGGCACCGCUCUGAUUUGCCUCCUUGGCUGAGCUCAUCAGAAUUGACAAACUCAGCCAAGCCAAUGCUUUCCCAUAGGAAAGCAUUGGCUUGGCUGAGAUCGUCAAUUCUGAUGAGCUCAGCCAAGGAGUUAGGGUGGGGGGUGGAGCCAAAUGCCUCCCUGGCUAAUCAGCAUCUCCUCAUAGAGACGCACUGAAUCUCCAUAAAGAAUGUUCAGCGUCUCCAUGCAGAGCGUGGAGCUGCUGAAUGUCAGGACUCUAGUGGCCGACUUAGUAGUGGUGUUCCUAGGCGGUAAUGUAAACACUGACUUUUCAGAGAAAAGUCAGUGUUUACAGCAAAAAUCCUGCAGGGACUGACUAUACUUACCAGAACAACUACAUUAGGCUGUAGUUCUUCUGGUGACUAUAGUGUCUCUUUUAAGGUAUGUCAAACGCUAUUAAUGCCUAUGGGGUCAAUGGCUUGUUUGUGUUGGAAUGCAUGGCAUUGGAAGACACUGGAGAUAAAUCACCUUAUUUAAUGCAAUACAAUGAUAAAUGAAAAAAAGUUGUUUCCUUCAUGAAAAGUCAAGAAUAAAAAUAUUUGCAGGCUCAAGGAUGGGUGAUAAUUUAUAAAAAUAGCUGAAGGAACCUGCAAAGAUUCUUUUAAAAAAUAUAUGCUUCUACAACUUUCCGCAGACAAGUGAUGGGGGAGCACAGUGUUUUCCAGACCUUCGAGUUGGUAUUUUCCAAGAGAUUGUGCCAAUGGGAAUAGAUCCACUUCAAGUUUCCUAUAAAGAUACAGGUAUUUCACUAGUCUCAACAAGCUAAAGUACUCAUUCUGUGUAGAGCCGUCGAAACAGUAUUACACGCAUUAUUUGUAACUCUUUGCUUUUAGCUGUUCACCUCUCUCCAGAAGAAUUUCAUAAAAAAGUGGGAAAGUAUUUAUUUGAAGCUCAAGAAGAAAAGAACAACACUAUUUUACUAGACUGCCGUAACUUUUACGAAAGCAAAAUAGUAAGUGGAAUUCCUAAAAAAAACAAAUAAAAUAGCUUGUGUAAUAUUUCUGUGCGUUAUUGGAAGCUUACCUCUUAAAUAUGUCUGUUUGUCUAUCUAUGUAUCAAUAUAUCUAAAGUAGCAUGCUCAGAAUAAGAAGUAAACAGUAAAAACAAAUUACUGUAGCUGUAAUCAAUACUUUUAAAAUUGUCACUUAAAUAUAUCACUACAUAGAAAUGUGUUAGCUUCUGGUUCUUCUCCCUUUUGUGACUAGAUGUCCAUAUGCCUUCUGUCUUUCACAUGUUUAAAUCUUACAGUCCCCCUUUCACUUUUUUCUUGUCUCAAUUUCUGUUGCAUAGCCUUUUUUUACUCUAAGUGAAUUCUCCUUGCCUCCUAUGUCUUGUGAUUUUUUUUUUUCUAAUUAAUUUUUAUUAUUUUUAAUUUAUUUCGUUAUUUUCCUCUGUCUAUUAUGUUGCCUAUUUUCUUGUAUGUCUGUUCUAUGUUUGUUUCGUUUUACCUGGUGUAAAUCAUUUGCCCUGUCCAUUCCUCCUCUGGUCUGCCUACUGUGUGACAUAUGUUGCCCAUUCUAUUUUUAAUGUGGCUCUUAUUUCCCUUGUUUAAAUAAACAUAUGUGUGGCUGCACUUAUGCAUGUCUGCUUUACAAGUUUUCUAUCAUGUUGGUUUUUCCUGGAACCAUCUUGCUUCAGGCUUAUUUACCAAAUUGUGUAUGCAGGGAAAUCAAAGUGAAUUACAAUUUUAGGCCAAAAUAGAUCAAAUGAGCAAGUAGCUGUCAUGAAAUGUUUUCCAAUUUUUUGUUUUUUGGCCUAAAAUUAAAAUUUCACUUUCUGAUAUUUUACAUUUUGGUGAAUAACCAUGUCACUUUUUGUAAGUAAAUGGUGUAAAUUGAAAUGCGUAUGUAUGUAUGUAUGUAUGUAUGUAAUCCAAUCAAAUUACAUACAAAAUGUAGUAGAAUGAUAGGUCACAAGAGAGGAGUUGGAUCUUAGGUUACUAUUUAAUUUUGCAAUAACAUUAAAAUAACAUGACUCUGUUUGUUUAUUGAGUGUUGCUGUAUCAAGUGGAUCAUAGGUGUCAAGUGUGUCCCUUUAAGUUACUCCAUGGGUGCACAAACGUUAGGUGUUGAUCCAUUGAAACGUUUGCUAAAGGUCCACGUAGAUUGAAAAAUAACUGUUUGUGCCCAAGGUAUAACUAAAAGGGACACUAUAGUAACUCAUACCACUUCAUCUCAAAGGGGUCCUUUUAACCCGUUUUCUUUAGAAACUGCAAUGUUUGCAUUUCAGGGUUUAAGUACAUCAUGCAUCACUUGAUAAUUAUUAGUGUUACGGCUCUCCCGGCAUAAAGGGGUUAAACCGCCGUUUAGUAGAGUUUCCCUUUUUGUGUAGGUAUAGGUACAGCUACUGUAGAACCCCAACUCCCGAACUGGAACCAGGGAAUGCUCCAAACUCCCAAACGGUAAUCUCACGAAUAGCUGCUAAUGGACGAACACACAAAGCAUCCAAGCGGCUUACAUUCCCAGCAAUCAGUCUCUAACCGCGUACAGUAAAUCCCCUGAAUCACAAGACCAAGCUCCAUAUUGAGGGUUUGCCCGGUAUUUAUGCAGGUCUCCCACCUGGUGGACACUCUCCUAGGGGACCAGAUGGAAGACUGUAACACAGACAGACAUGUAUCACAUUCAGACACACAGAAGUAAAACAUCCCAACAAUGCAUUCUAAUUUCCAUCCCUCUAUCCUGGAGAUAAUUGGGAAGUAAUCCAAUUAUCUCCCAGGACAGAGGCAAAUCGCCAUUAUACACGUGGGGACACAGAGACAGUAAAAUACAUUAAAACAUAUAAUAUUACUUUUACUACACCAACCCCAUACAUGUCACAUAUCCCCAGAUAGCUUAGAUCUGAGCACACAUACAGUUCAAUUGCCAUGGAGCCAAAGUUUAAUUACACGAAUAGGCUCCAAAGUUUAAUUACACGAAUAGGCAUAUCUAUCUGGGUUAAAACAUUCACUUAAGUCCCGAUCAAUCCAGCGUUCGUUUAAACAACCGAAAUAGAAGCAGGGAAGGCUGGAGGCUCAGCGGUGCCUGCACAUAAAAGUAUCCGCUUUUAGUGCACUGAUUCUGGGCUGAUCACUGCUGGCCAUCCGGGGAGCUCCAUAACACCGCCACCGGUGGUCGCGCCUUCGUACGGCUUUCGGUAGUUUAACAUGGGAACACAUAGGAAAAUAAAUGUAAUCCAUAUACAGACAGUUCUGUUACAAUUAGUAUUUUUAAACAGUAAGCAAACAUUUGUAAUCAAAUAUACAAUCCAAAAUAAAUAAUAAUCGUUUAUAAACUUGGUGAGAUUGCAUUGCUGGACACACCUUUCAGCUAGGGGAGCUGAAAAGAUUUAAUGUUUUCCUAUGGGGAAGUUUGAAUACAUGUGCAUGGUUUGUUCAGGUUUGUAUUCCUUAACUCUACAGUGUUCUGUUACAUAAACACUCAUUUGAGUUAGAUAUUUUCAAAUUGAUCACAGCCUUUACAGUCCCAUGAAUGUGGUUGUUUUGCUUUUGGUAAAGUUAUCUUCAGCACAUUUGCUCAUUGAAUGUUCUCUUAUAGGGAAAAUUCGAAAAUUGCCUCGCCCCAGACAUCAGGAAAUUCAGCUACUUCCCAAACUAUGUUGAUCAAAACCUUGAGCUAUUUAAAGAUAAAACAGUACUGAUGUAUUGUACGGGUGGAAUCCGCUGUGAACGUGGCUCUGCUUACCUCAAGUCAAAGGUAACAUCACUGGAUAAUAUAAGAUGCAGCCCACUACUGCCUUAUAUUGAUCAAUUUAAAUGUCUGUUUAUGAGUUUAUCUUUUUCUUUAAAGCGGCACUGUCAUGGCCGAAUUCCGUUUUUUUUAACCCCCCCCUCCCAACUCCACUACAUCUUACUGACCCCCUUGUCACCCCCAAAUGCCCCUAAGCCCCCCAUAUUACCUAAUUUUUAUUCUUUAUUUUCUGCCCCGAUCUGUAUUCAGGGCGCCGCCAUCUUUGUGUGGGUAGAUGAAGUCCCUGUGGGUCACGUCAUCUGCCCACACUAGAUAGCACUGAGAUUCCCGCACAUGCCCAGUGAAACACUUGGGCAUGCGAACGGGAAUUUAAUCUAUUCAUUCAUUCGUCAGAUAGACGAAUGAAUGAAUAGCAUUAUCAGACGAAUAAACAAACACUGAGUAUCAGUGUUCGUUUGUUCGUUCAGUUUAUUACAAGGAGGGAGCUACCGGCACGCAGCUCCCUCCUUGUAAUAUGUAAAGAUAGAAACGGCAGGGGGCAGUGCUCCCCGCCACUUCCUAAACCCCCCAUGUCCUUCCUCCCUCUAUGGGGGAUAUAUGACCCCCAUAAUAGCACAAGGGAGAUUAAAAACUCCCAAAUGCCCCUACUCGCUAUACCGCGAAUAGGGGCAUGUCCACUAAACAGUGAGCAGCCUGUUUGGAAUUUUCCCAUGCUGUGUAAUUUGACUCAUAACACCCUGAUUGGUGGGCUUGGAAUCUAACCAAUCAGAGUGCUCUUUGUCAUUUUACACAGCGUGGGGAAAUUCCAAAGAACUUUCCCACGCUGUGUAAAAUGACACAGAGCACUCUGAUUGGAUGGAUUUCAAGCCACCCAAUCAGGGUGCUCUGUGUCAUUGUACACAGCGUGGGAAAGUUCUUUGGAAUUUUCCCACGCUGUGUAAAAUGACAAAGAGCACUCUGAUUGGCUUAAACCAGCCAAUCAGAGUGUUCUUAGCCUAAUUGCAGGGCGGGGCAAGGCUUUAUAAGCCUUGCCCCGCCAUGCAGAGCUCAUCCUGCGCGGAGCUCAUGGGUGAAAGAUGGAUUAUUUUUUUUGCGCUAGGGUUUUUUCUUUUUCGUCAGUUUUUUUUUUUGCGCUCAGGUUUUUUUUUUUAUUUUAAGUUCGACGGGUAUGGUGGUUUUUUAUUUGGCAUUUUUGGGGGCUGAAAAAUUAAGAUUUUCGAAAAAAGAAGACGUUUAAUUUUUCUUUACAGGUUAGUUAUUUUAUUCCCCCCUCACUAUUUUUUAGGGUGAGGGGGGUAGGUAGGGGGUAAUUGUUUUGGGGUGGGGGGUGGGUGACUAGGGGCUUGAGGACGCCUAGUCACCUUUGAUGGGGGGGGAGAUUUGUCUUAGGGCCCCCACCCGCCGCCCAGGGGUGGGGGCCAUGGGGGACAGUAGGUCCCUCCCGUUGUAAUUUAUGGCCCCCACCCACCGUGCAGAGGUGGGGGCCGGGGGGAGGACAGUAGGUCCUCCCCCUUAUUAUCUUUAUGGCCCCCACCCACCGUUCAAGGGUGGGGGCCGUGGGGGAGGACAGUAGGUGUCCGUCCCCCCAUUGUAAUUUAUGGCCCCCACGCGCAGGGGUGGGGGCCGGGUGGAGGCCAAUAGAUUAUUUUACAGUGCUUACUAGACAUGCCCCUACUCACGGUAUAGCGAGAAGUGGCAGAUCAUUUACUAAUACUAAGUAAUCUUUACUUAGUAUUAGUAAAUGUGGCUGAUAGACCAAUUUAGGUCUUUCAGCCUCUUGGUAGAUAACUCCCUGAUACCGUGGGAAUUAGGGAGUUGACUUGAAUCUGAGUUUCAUUCAUUCGAAUGAAAUUCCGAUAUGAAAAAAGUGCCGAAUUGCGUUCUAAAACAAACGAACAUACUGUUCUCAUUCAGUUAGAACUUCGUCAGUUUCAUCUAGAAUGACAGGAAGCAUCAUGAGAUCACAGAGGAAAGGUAAAAAUUAUGGGAAAAUUGCUCUGACCAGCGGAAAUGAAGCACACUUUGCUCCUCCGCUGGUCAAAGCUGGUCAAGCGGAGGAAACCUCCAUAAGGCAAAGACUUUGUCUUAUGAUUUUAAAGAAAACUAAAGAAGACAGGAAGAAAAGAAGAACCGAUCCUGAGAGAGGGGGAGAAGAGGAAGAGAUUGAGGAAAGGUAAGUUCGACAUGACAGUGCCGCUUUAACUGAUAUAGCAGUAAUAUUAUGAUAUUUUUAGAGGGACACUAUAGUCACCAGAACAACUACAGCUUAUUGAAUUUGUUCUGGUAAGUAGAAUCAUUACCUGCAGGCUUUUUGCUGAAAAUACUGUCUUUUCAGAAAAUAUGCAGUGUUUACAUUACAGCCUUGUGAUAACUUGCCACUCCUCAGAUGGCUGUUAGAGAUCCUUCCUGGGUCAGGGCUGCCUAAAAUGCAUCCAAACAUUCAGUAUCUCCUCCCUCUGCAUGCAGACACUGAACUUUCCCUUAUAGAGAUUCAUUGAUUCAAUUCAUCUCUAUAAGGAGAUGCUGAUUGGCCAGGGCUGUGUUUGAAUCAUGCUGGCUCUGCCCCAGAUCUGCCUCCUUGUCAGUCUCAGCCAAUCCUAUGGGGAAGCAUUGUGAUUGGAUCAGGCCACCACUUCUGAUGAUGUCAGCAGACAGCUUGUUUUUUCUGAGGCAAACAGCAUGCAGAUCUACAGCUACAGGCUUGUAUUUGCUAUAUUUAUGGAGGUAUGAGGGGCCCAGGGGGGCUAGAUGGUGGUUUUAACACUAUAGGCUCCAGAAUACAUGUUUGUGUUCCUGACCCUAUAGUGAUCCUUUAAUAUUGUUGUAAACAUUUGUCAAAGAGUGCAUGCAGUGUGAAUAGCAGAAAUGCUACUUCUUGUGCAAAAUGUAUACUCUGUUUUCACACUGAAAAAUUUUAAAUGUACUGCGUUAGAGAUGGACACAGACAGUAAGUAAUGAAAAGCUAUUUAAAAGCUACUUCUAAUAAGACAAUACCUCAAAAUUGAAAUAUAAAUUGACAACAGAAAAGAAAACAAGGCUUAAUUUGCAUGAGGAUGGGAGACUAUUUCUGUAUGAGAUCCUACUCAUUGUUUCAGAGACCCCCUGUUGAAGGAAUUUGUCUUCUCAGAUAAUUGAAACAUUGUGUUUAGGAAUCAUAAUUUGGUGUGAUUGUCUUGUCUUUCUGUCUGUGAUAGAAAUCAUUUAAUUGCUUUAAGUUACUGCCUUUCAUUGUGCAUGUCUAAUCCUUUAUUCCCCCCAUUCCCCACAUUCAAAAACACAUUGACAACACUUACCUUGCUUAAUAUAAAUACUGGGAGUUGGACAAUUUUUUGGGCCCGCCUUGGGCCUAUAUGCUCCUUGGCCCUGACAGAGAAGAACUCUUAUGUUCAUGCUUUAACUAAGCAUAUCAGGCUUCUGUUUUCUUUGCUUUUUGGCCCAUGGUGAGUAUUGUAGCAAAGUCAACGUUUUCGGGGCUCUGCAACAGCACAAUAUAAUUUGUAUACUGUGGACAUGCACAGAGACAUCGAUCGAGCAUCAAUCCAGCACAGCCACCAAGCUCAGCCCCCCUAUCACUGACUAAUUAAAACUUAGCCAGCUACUUCCGAUUUCUGAAAGCAACACGACAACUGUACGGAUUUGAAGUGGUAAUGGUUAUUGGAGUCACUAUAUGCAGCAUUUUAAUUUGGAACGCUGCACAUGCAGACAUAGGUAUAAUUCCACCUCAGGCAGUGUCAUUAACCUGGCCAGAACAAAAGUGAAUUGAAGACAUUGCAGCUAUUUUGUUUUUUUCAGUGUUUUUAAGGCAUUAUCUCCAGUAUGCAUUUAAACAAAUGGGCUUCAGCCUUAAAGAAACCACCCUUAACAGCAUAACAAUUGCAGUGUGCCCACUAGACUGCUGAAAAUGGUUUGACUACUUGCAUUGGAGGGCACAUCUGGCACCAUAUUCACUACAGCCUGCUGUAGUAGUUAUGUUGCUUGGAAUGUUCCAUUAAAAAGGGACUUGGUCCAAAAAUUAAAAAUACAAAUCAGGCUGGAGUUGAACUUCAUGAGAUAUAUAAUGUAAAACUGCCACACGUCUUAAGUGAGAACAUGCCUAUAAAGUUUCUCUGUUUCUAAAUCUCCAAGUUUAGCAUGUUCUGAGUGAGCAGCCACCAUAGCACGAAGAAGCUAAAACAUUUCUGCCAGUCAUGGCACUCACAUUAUUUUCUGUGGCAGUGCUCAGCAUAUCCAGUUUAAACCCAUAUCAACCAAAUAUGGGAUUCAUUUGUUUGAUUCUUUAGAAAGUGUAGGGGCAAUUCCAUUCUGUAGUGACACAUUAUUUAUUUUUUUGCUUUUCUAAAAAAACACAUUUUGACUUUUUCCUGCCACAGUUCCUUUCCCUUGUGCAGAGACUACAUUUUACACAUGUAUAAAAAUGGUUUGGCAAUAAAAAUAUUGUAGCCUUAAGUUGAAUAUUCCCAUUUUUUUCUUUUUUUUUUGUGAACAGGCGUCAUGCAAAGAAGUCUACCAGCUCAAAGGGGGGAUCCAUAAAUAUCUGGAACAGUUUCCAGACGGAUUUUUCCGUGGGAAACUUUUUGUGUUUGAUGGACGUUAUACCAUUUCUUCCAACAGUGACAUCAUAUCAAGUAAGUAGAUUGGAUAACCAUGGUAUGAUUGUAAUUUGAUUUAAAAAAAAAAAAAAAAACACUUUGUACAGAAAACUUUUAGAUGUUUAAAAAAAAAAAAGUGUUUAAGUGUUUUGUGCAAUUUACAAAUUUCAGACCUCGCUCCCUAUUAACUUCUGAAGUAAGUAUACCACAAUCCUAACAAUCACAACACAGCAUUAUAUCAUGACCUAAGGCAUCAUCAAAUGAAAGGCCUAUUCCAAAACAAGUUCACAUAGGUAUUGUUGUAGUUGUGCCUGCCAGGAGAGAUACAAUUGUAAUUUCGUUAGCGUCACAGUGUACAUUAAAGAAAUUAGCCAUCUGAGUAAGGCUUGCACCAUAAAAAUCCAUUUCAUUUUUCGAUCAAAUUAGCAGAUUUUACAGUAACCCUCAUACACACAUAUACUGAAGGAACUUAUAUGACCAACUUGUAAUGAAAAUAAGUAGUUACACAGAAUGUGACGGCAGAUAAGAACCAUUCGGCCCAUCUAGUCUGGCAAUUUUCUAAAUACUUUCAUUACUCCCUGGUCUUAUCUUAAGUCUAGGAUAGCUUUUGCCUAUCCCACGCAUGCUUAAACUCCCUCACUGUGUAAAAGCAUGCUUAUUGGUUGUGAUUAUCAGUAAAUGUGCAUUGUCCUGCAUCAGCUUUACUAUACAGAUUCAAUGGACAAUGAUCCCUAGUAAUAAUAACAAAGUAUUUAAUCAGCAAAGCCACAUUCAGAUUACUCUGGUUUCCAAUUACGUCCUGGGGAUGUUACUUUUUGAACAACAUCAAAACCUGCCAAAGGUUGAACAAAUUCUACUGAUGAUGCAUUAGCCCACUGAGCUAAUUCACCGGCCUUAUAGUUUUGUGUAUUUUAGUAAUUUAUUCAGUACAAGAAACAUCCACAAACCAAGUGGCUAUUUUUGUAUAAAAUUUGCAGUUUGUUUUUUAGUUCUUUAUUCACUUAUUGGCAGGUUUUAAAAAAAAAAUUUGGUGGUGAAAGGAUUAAAGUAAUUUGCAUUGAUGCAAAACUUACAAAUUGCAACUAUCUUUCUAAUUUUUAGAAACUUUUUAGACUGGAAUAAUGCUACUGAAACACUAUCAUGAUUUAACUACACAUUUUAACAAAAGGUGUGGAUAUCAACUGACCCUGUUCCAAAGAGGCUUGCUGGCACUAUAUACCUUCAUCUUUUCAUGGAGUAAAGGAGCAUUCCAAUCUGUGUGUGUUAAGACAGGGUUUUUUGAGUCUUGAAUGACUUUACAGCAGAACUCUUGUCCUUACUGUAUUGAGCUCCUAGCUGAAAGAGUAAAUUUUUUUUUAUUUGUUUAAAUGAAGCAAGCUGCAUUCUUGGAAAUGCCAUUUGAAGUUUUACAUAGAGAAUUAGUAUAGUAAUUUAUUAUACUACGUUUGUAUUUCUGUACUUAUAUGUCUUUAUUAACCUUAUUAAACUUUUUCAGAUUGUCGUUAUUGCGGAGCUGCAUGGGACAAAUACAAGCUAUGCUCCACACCACGCUGCUGCCAGUUAGUUCUAACAUGCAUGGCAUGUCAGGACAGAGGCCUCACCGCAUGUUGUCCCACAUGCCAAGAGAAGGGAAUUGAGACUCAUUUUAGGGAUCACCAGCAACACUUCAGAGAGGAAUGUGAAUGCACAGAAAAGAGACCCAAGAUACCAACAGAGAUAGUUUAACCAGAACUAUUAUUUUUCACAUUUGUUUACACCAGGAUUGGCGAUUGUAACUUGCCAUAACACUUGUACAACCUGAUCUGUAUGAAGACAAUCUGUGUCAUAGCAAAAAGGCAGUUUGCCUGUCUACAAAAAAAACCCACAUACAUCUCUUUUCAUUGGAUUAAGAUGAGAGUAUACAAUUUCAAUGAAUCAGUAUCUGUGCCACCAAGUGGUCUUCUGUACGGAUAUAAUAUAUAGAAAUGUAAAUGUUAUUGUAAAGUGCACUUGUCAUGCAUAGCAUAAUGAGAGAUUUUAUUACGUAAAUCGUGACUUUGAAACUGAAGUGCAAAUUAAAGGGCAUAACAUGUCUUUAAAAUGUACCAGCUAAACUGAGAGCAAACGUAUAUGUGUAACAUUAUUCUGCAUAAUUUACCUUCUGAGAGUUUACUGCUGUGCUGUCAGCUAAACGGCAAAGACAGCAUCAAAAGAUGCAGUUGUACCAUGCAACUCCUAGCAUGCAAAUGUAAGCCAGGAAUUGAAUAAUGCAGUUUGCAUCAUUUGGGGGCAGCUGUGUGUGCAAAACCUUUUUUGGGUAACUGUCUUUUAUUAUAUUAAUUUGCUCACAAUCUUGCUAGGAUUGUGUGCAGAUAAUACCUAUUCAUAACCUAAAUGGGAACUUGCCACACUUGCAUAAUAGUGCAGUGUGUUUUAUGGGAAAACAAUCCCAUUGAGAGUUUGUCAUCAUCAAUAAUGAACCCAUGAGACCAAAGGUCAAGUGGUUUAUAAAUGUCCUCAAAACCACAAGAUUAAAUUAUUUAUCUAUAAUACACAAAUAAAUGUCUAGGUACACAAAGCAUUGUCCUUAGCAUUAAAGGACCACUAUAGUGCCAGGAAAACAUACUCGUUUUCCUGGCACUAUAGUGCCCUGAGGGUGCCCCCACCCUCAGGGUCCCCCUCCCGCGCGGCUCUGGGGAGAGGAAAGGGGUAAAAACUUACCUUUUUCCAGCACUGGGCGGGGAGCUCUCCUCCUUCUCUCCUCCUCCUGGGCUGAUUGCGCACGCGCGGCAAGAGCUGCGCGCGCAUUCAGCCCGUCACAUAGGAAAGCAUUUACAAUGCUUUCCUAUGGACGCUUGUGUGCUCUCACUGUGAAAAUCACAGGGAAAAGCACGCAAGCGGCUCUAGUGGCUGUCAAUGAGACAGCCACUAGACGAUUAGGGGGAAGGCUUAACCCAUUAAUAAACAUAGCAGUUUCUCUGAAACUGCUAUGUUUAUAAAAAAAUGGGUUAACCCUAGAAGGACCUGGCACCCAGACCACUUCAUUAAGCUGAAGUGGUCUGGGUGCCUAGAGUGGUCCUUUAAGGAUCAGAUUAAGCAAUCUUUCAGCUCAACAAUUAAGCUUUUCGCGAGCCUCUCUAUAAUACACACUACAUUGUUAUGUAUGUUUAUUAAUACAGGAUUCCAUUUAGUUUGGGUUGCUUCAAUUGUAGCGCAAUCUGCCCAAAAUUGGUGGAAGUUACACUCCUAGGCAGCAGCUACUAUUUGCAGUUGACACCCCCUGCUCCAAUAGCUACAUACCAGAGAGACUGAAAUGCUCUGUUUUUGUUUCCUCAGGUCGUUAUUGUGAGGGUUACUAGAAAUGAUAGCAGAUGCAAAUUGCAGCUGUUGCAAUGGAGUGUUACUCUCAUUAAUCUUAGGCAGGCAGGGACAUGGAUGCCUGGUGCUGCCCUGAGAUGAGGGGCCCCAAAUUAGAAGAGCUAGAAUGCUAGAUGUGUAUUACACACAGGACUUUAUUGGGGGAAUAGAUAUUUUGAUGCUGUCCUUUUCUUACCAAUAACACAGAUGCGGGUACUCUCUUAAACUAUAUAUUGUGAUAUAUACUAUUUUAAUAUAUGUUUUAUUUUAAUCUAAAAAAGGUGCUGGCACUCUGUACUUUUGAUGUUGACAACCCCUUUAUUUCGACAUCAAACUAUUACUUUCGGACUGAGGUCAAAUUCACUAAUAAAUAAUAAUAAAUUCACUCAUAUAUAUUGUACUGACAUCAAAGUGAAAAUAAUCUAGUCCGUAUUGUUAUUUUGAACAAACAUUCAGUCUUUUCUGCCUUCCUAAAAGUGUAAACAAUUGUGAUUGUCAGAUGGAGAUUUUAGCAGAUUUCAUGAUGAAAGGUGUGCAAUAUUAUCUCACAAUAAAAAGUAAUUGGGUCGGUUGUAUCCGCUGGUAAUGUGUGUGUGUGUGUGUAGUGGAAUAUUGGAAAAAUAUCUGUUUUCCUUAAAUCAUACUUUUUUUUAAAAACAAAUCUGGUUUCCUUAAAUGAUGCAUUUUAUAUAAGGGAGAUUUUCAUCUGUCUAGGUUUUUAAUGUUUGCACAGGACAUUUUUUCUCUACAUCAAAUAAAUAAUUAUUCUCAUUGUGUUUGUUAUUUUUAAGCAAGGCUUCUACAAGGUUAUUUAAGUAAUAAAAUUGGCAGUUGGCACAAAAUCCUAAAUCACAAAUAAUUAUUCUCUUAGAAACUCCCUCAAUAGCCAGACAUAACCUUUGGCAGGUUCUCUAAUCUGCAAAAAUUUGGGAAUAUCAAGUACUCUGCUUCUAGGUCAAGUUCUACCGCUGAGCCAAGUCGCCUUACAGAUCAAACAGGAAUCCCCUUAGGGAAUGUCGGAUGUGGGAAUUGCUGACUGCUCAGUUUUAGGUAAAGUGUAGAACUGCUACUUUAAUUCUUAGAGACACUCUCUACGUACCAUUACCACUACAGUGUGUCAG
Pelobates cultripes (western spadefoot toad) is the source of this 17641-nucleotide messenger RNA. The record is from the annotation of a GenBank genome assembly. NCBI's taxonomy places the organism in Eukaryota, Metazoa, Chordata, Amphibia, Anura, Pelobatidae.